Molecule: messenger RNA, 1643 nt
Organism: Punica granatum (pomegranate)
Lineage: Eukaryota; Viridiplantae; Streptophyta; Magnoliopsida; Myrtales; Lythraceae
Source: RefSeq, a predicted model, not a curated record
UUAUUUUAUUAUUCUGUCUCAAUUCUGUUGUCCGAUAUACAGUGGCGAUUAUUAUUUACCAAAUUAUAACUCGAUAGAUAGACAUACAUACAUAUAUAUAUAUGUAUGUAAGAAGUGCUUGGGAUCCCGAACAAUCGGUAUUGGAGCUCAUGGGUCGCAACACCACCUCCAUGGCCCCACUUCUCCUCCGUAGCCUCUUCACAUCCCUCUUCCUCUUCGCUGAAAAGCCCUUCAUCAACCUCUCUGAGCGCUACAAAAUCCUCGACCUCCUCCACACCUUCAUCGUCAGCAGCUUCCUCUUCUUCCUCCGCCUCCUUUCCGCCGUCGUCCCUCUCGUCGACCUUUUUAGUUCCGGCGGCCACAGGUUCCCUUUUGUGCCCAAGGGUAAGAAGCCCGACUUCCUGCUGCAGUUGCCCGGCGGAGUCGGCGACUACGCCAUCGCCCGGGCACUCUCGCAGCUGCUGGCCAUAGUUAACACCUUGCCCGUGAGCUCCCGCAAGUACGAGGCCGCGCGGUCCUUGGCUGAGCGGCUCAUCGACGAGAACCAACAGGAGGGCACCGAGGCGCUGCGCGAGGUUAAUCGAAAGGUUCUCUCGGCUGCGUUUUCGAGGACUCUUACCCAGCUCGAAGCCGCAAUGGUGGACGGGGGCCCCGCAAGGUCGGGCGUUGUGCCGGCCGAGUACUUCUAUCUGAACCGUGGUCUGAGGGUGGUUAAGUCGCUUGGGCAUGUGGUCUGGAGCCUAGCCGGGACACCGAGGGAUGAAUUGGUCCAGGAGGGUAGCUCGGCGGAGAAGCUCGCGGCUGAGCUGGUCUGGCUGGCUCAGAAACUCGCGGCUUGCGGGUGCGCUGAGGAAGCUGUCUGCCUGUGGGCCUUAGCUUCAAAACUAUCUUGGCUUUCUGUCUCCGGCGAGCCCCGCCUGCAAGGCUUGCUUGUCAAGGUUUCAGCAUUCUUGUUCAAGCAAGCCAAGGACAUGAGAGUAGACCCAGCCAAUGGGACGGAAAAGGAACAGCAGAGGCAGACAAAGAUGAAGAUGCUGAUGUCGUGGCUCCCGCUGCUUUGCAGAGCAAGCAAUGGCACCGAUGCCCCAGUCCUAAGCCUUGGAGAAAGAGCCGAGCUCGAGAGGGUGUUGGAGGAGACCAUAGAAAUGCUGGACCAAGAAGAGGAACAAGAGCAGGUCCUGUCUCAGUGGCUCCACCACUUCAUGUACUGCCCAUCCUCGGACUGGCCUAAUCUUCAUUCCUCCUACACCCGCUGGUGCACCGCUUCUCGUAAGCUCUUGCCUCUGCCGGUGAAUGCCAACUGAAGAUUGGCCGGACUUCCAGUGACCUGGAGUAGAUCUGGGGACUCUCUUCCUCAUAGUAGAAGCAUAACUGUUAUUAGUGUCUAGUAAUUAAUCGAACCGACUCGCCAGGUUGAUGACUGUUUAUCGUAUCAUAAAUUAAUGAACAGCAUUCGACCUGGUAUUGGAUCAGCUCAUCCUGCCCGAGAGAGAGCAGCACCUCGGGAAUCCAAGACGUGCUAGCAAAGGAAAUUAUAUCAAUUAUGUGUGUAUAUAUAUAGAAGAAAGGGUUCAUACAUUAUCCUUCAGAUGAAAAUAUACACCAUGGUAUAUUUUUGGUAUAAUAACUGUACGAAUUACUUA